Molecule: messenger RNA, 1633 nt
Organism: Peromyscus eremicus (cactus mouse)
Lineage: Eukaryota; Metazoa; Chordata; Mammalia; Rodentia; Cricetidae
Product: peripherin-2-like
Exons: 3
Coding region: 580-1173 (197 amino acids)
Biological process (GO): visual perception
Cellular component (GO): membrane
Source: RefSeq, a predicted model, not a curated record
UAGAUGGUUGUGAGCCAUGGAUGCUGGAAAUCGAACCUGAGUUCUCUGCAAGAGCAGUGUUCGUAACCACGGAGCCACUCCAGCCCCAAAUGUUGCACCUCUGUUCUUGCAGACUCCCAGACUCGACAACCUCACCAUGGCUCACAGGAACUGCCCAGCCUGCUCUAGCCAGCUUCAGUCGUUCUGGUUCUGGGCUGCUGAGCUGAGCUGGGUCCAGCAAGUACACACACGGAGGCUCCUCCCAGCCAUGUUUUGAAUUGGCAUGGCUUUCUCUAAUGGGAUGACCCUGGCUAAAGAGAUUAACAGCUGCGUUGUGGAUCCCACUCUUAAUCCGCAGUGUUCCGGCUCUCCCUCCUUGCCUGGGAAGGACGCAGCAGAGAGGUCGGCCAAGACGGCUCCCACUACCAUUACUGAGUUCAUGGGGAUCCUAGGCUAGGGAGGCCCCAAAGAUGGGCAACUCCCUGCAGCGUGGGCCCAUGGUGCUCUUCCUAAGGCCCUGAGUGGUCUAGCCCCUGACCUCACUCGGGUUAGGAGUGGAAGCGGAACUGUGGGAGGCUGCCUGGACCCCACUCGGUAAGCAUGGCGCUGCUCAAAGUCAAGUUUGACCAGAAGAAGCGGGUCAAGCUGGCCCAGGGGCUCUGGCUUAUGAACUGGCUGUCCGUGUUGGCCGGCAUCAUCCUCUUCAGCCUGGGGCUGUUCCUGAAGAUUGAACUCCGCAAGAGGAGCGAAGUGAUGAAUAAUUCUGAAAGCCACUUUGUACCCAACUCCCUGAUAGGGGUGGGGGUGCUGUCCUGUGUCUUCAACUCGCUGGCUGGCAAGAUCUGCUAUGACGCCCUGGACCCUGCCAAGUACGCCAAGUGGAAGCCCUGGCUGAAGCCGUACCUGGCCGUCUGCGUCCUCUUCAAUGUCCUCCUCUUCCUCGUGGCUCUCUGUUGCUUUCUGCUGCGGGGCUCCCUGGAGAGCACCCUGGCUUACGGGCUCAAGAACGGGAUGAAAUACUAUCGGGACACGGACACCCCAGGCAGAUGCUUCAUGAAGAAGACCAUCGACAUGCUUCAAAUCGAGUUCAAGUGCUGCGGCAACAACGGCUUCCGGGACUGGUUCGAGAUCCAGUGGAUCAGUAAUCGCUACCUGGACUUCUCCUCCAAGGAGGUCAAAGAAUUGAUGCUAUAAGAGCAUGCUUUUGUGCAUGUUUCACCAAAAAAUGGAGCUCUUCUUCCCACUACAAGAAAUAGAAGAGAAAACAUAAAAAAGUGAUGUUUAUAAAGCAGAAGAGAACACUGUGCAUUUAAAAUGAAUUAUUCUCAUCCUAGAACUUGGACAAGCCUCGACAAUUGCCUGACAACUUCUCCGACCAUCCACAAUAAGACAACUCAGGAGAAAAUCUGUCUUUUCUCCAAUAAUUGCUUCAAAAAAAAGCACAUUUUUAUUUUAUGUUUUAGAACAAUAUAGCAUUAUAUUACAUAAUCUUCAGUGUUAUUUUCACCUAUUUAUUUUGUUUUAUUAUGUUAUAGUAUAUUACACUAUUAUAUUAUCUUCAGUUUUUAUUUCCAUAUGUUUAUCUUGUUUUAUUAGAUUAUGUUAUAUUAUGUUAAUAUGUUAUGCUAUCUUCAGUGUUUAUUUUAUAUUUACC